Molecule: messenger RNA, 2369 nt
Organism: Oncorhynchus keta (chum salmon)
Lineage: Eukaryota; Metazoa; Chordata; Actinopteri; Salmoniformes; Salmonidae
Product: zinc finger protein 501-like
Exons: 5
Coding region: 171-1751 (526 amino acids)
Biological process (GO): regulation of transcription by RNA polymerase II
Cellular component (GO): nucleus
Molecular function (GO): DNA-binding transcription activator activity, RNA polymerase II-specific; RNA polymerase II cis-regulatory region sequence-specific DNA binding
Source: RefSeq, a predicted model, not a curated record
AUACUUCCGUGUGAGCACAUUCACAAAUAAAAGAGUCUCUGUACUCCUAAUUAAUCAAAUAUAUUGAUGUACUAGCUUCACCUGUAUGUGGUAUUGUCUUAAUAUUUCAUAAAUGCUAAUCUAAAAGAGUGGUCAAUUAGCUAAGCUCGUGAUAAACACCAACAAACAGAAUGUCAAAUUUCAUCGCGUUGCAGACCCAGUUGGCCUCUGUCAUGGAGACCCUUGUUCACGCGGCGGUGGCCGAACUAGGUAAACUUGUAGAGGACAGUUCUGUUUUCGUGUUCAGCCUGGAACUGACCCAGGGGCUUAGCGAGGAUGAAGAAUUAUCGGCAAAAGUGCAGACGGAGAGUCAGAAUAAGAUGACAGACUUUGCCACAAUCAUGGAGGUACUGGGCAAUGAGGCAUUGGGUAAAAUAAUGAAAAUUGUGGAUGAUACAAAGUUUUUGAUGGACUUUGAAUCCAAGUCCUUCAAAGGCCAUAGAGGGAAAAAAGCCAAACCACAAGCGAGCAUCUUGAAUAUUCUGUCAGUUGGAGGAAUGGCGGAGGAACAUUCUUAUGGCGGAAGUGGUAAAUCUGUGGCGCAAACUAUUUCAAUGGAGUCUGCAGAUGUGGAGGAAUUGGACACACCAGAAUCUCCCCUUGUCUUGGCUGUUUCUGUCAAAGACGAGCAUGGGCAAAUAGACCUGGGGGCCAUUGCAGAGAGAGCUGCCGAUGAUGCUUUUGCAGGGAACUCUUCUUCAGAGCACCAGUAUGGUAUGAUUAGCGAUGGCCCCCUGGUGAACCCCACAGACAUCCUAUUGGAGACUUUGUUUGCCCAAAAGAAGCUCUUCAUUUGCACAGAGUGUGGGAAAAGUUUCUCCACGCAGAGUAACCUCAAAUCCCACCAGCGACUUCACACUGGCGAGAAACCAUUUGUGUGCAUGUUCUGCAACAAAGCAUUUGCCCACAAACAGAGUUGUAAUGAUCACAUCCGCACCCACACUGGUGAGAAGCCCUUCAUAUGUGGCGUGUGUGGGAAAUGCUUCGGCAAGCAGGCGCACCUCAAGACCCAUUCGAUAAUCCACACGGGUGAAAAGCCUUACAGCUGCACUGUGUGUGGCAAGAGCUUCAACCUGGCUCAGAAUCUGUCUAGACACCAGCAAAUUCACACGGGAGAGAAAAUCUUCACCUGUUUACUGUGCGGGAAAGGCUUCACACGCGCUGUAACACUGAAGACCCAUCAACUCAUUCACACUGGACAAAAGCCCUUCAAGUGUAUUCAGUGUGAGAAGAGUUUCCGCCACGCUGUCAAUCUGAAGAACCACCAGCGUAUUCAUACAGGCGUCAGGCCAUUUAGUUGUGACUUGUGUGGCAAGACAUUCCGUCAAUCGGUUAAUCUUAAAAUACACAAGCGCAUCCACACUGGAGAGAGGCCAUAUAUCUGCACAGAAUGCGGCAAGACCUUCAGUCAGCAGAGUAGUCUCAUGUCUCACGGACGCACCCACUCUAACGAGAGACCUUUCCAGUGUAGCUUCUGCGAGAAAAGAUUCAACAACGCCAACAGUCUGAAGUUGCACCAGAGAAUCCAUACAGGAGAGAAGCCGUACAGCUGUGAAAUCUGUGGGAAGACCUUCAGUCAGGGCAGUCAUCUUCGAACACACAAGAGGCAUGUCCACGCAGGAGGGAAACAGUACAUCUGUGAUAAAUGUGGGAAGAGGUAUUCAGACAAACGGAAUCUUAAGAUGCACAAAUGUGUUUAUGCCUCAACCUAACAUAGUGAUGGGCAAACGGUUUCAAUCUUUGAGAGGCUUUUGUUGUCGAUUGCGUUGCUGUUAAAGAGAGUCUUGGAAGACUGGCACGUUAAUCUCUAGGGGAACCCCCUUCAACUUGAUUUUAGCCUUGGCAAAAAUGUUUUGUUUGUUUUUUAUGAAAUAGGAUUUGCUGUCAGGAGCUAGGUGUUUUUGUUCCCAUUUAAGCAAUUAUGAAAAGUAAACUAGUAAAACGCAGAAACCAAAUAUGCCUAUGUUGAAUAAUGUAAUGUUAGUGUAUACUGUACAUAAUCAUGCAACUUUUAUAAGAUCAGUUAUUUAGCUUAAAUAAGCAUAUAGCUAACAUUUUGCAGCCAGAGAUUCAUUGAUAUUAUUUGGAAAAAGCCUGUAAAACUGAAUCUGGAGGUUGGGCUAUGAAAAAGCUGUAGGUUUUGUAUUAUAACAGAACCGCUCAGCUGACUAGCCUGUACUUCCACAACAUCAGUCAGAUUGAAUUUGUUUACCACAUGUACUUGUUUCUUAAAGACCCAGUGCAGGCUAAAUAAAAUGUUCCUGUGUUUAUAUCAUAUUGUACAAUAGCUGAUGAAAAAAAAUAAAAAUAAAUUGUGUUAUUUCCUGAUA